CCACAAACAAUGUGACCACACAAAGUUUUGGUUUGAAUUGUCCUGUUUGGUGCUACAGAGCAAGAGAGAAUCAUCAUCAUAAUCAUAAUCAUAAUCGGUUAGAAAUGGAAAUGGCUUAUGUUUGUGGCCAUACGCAGCAGCCAUGGCGUUUUGAAGCUCUCUCUGAUUGGAAACCACGACGAAGCCAAAAGUCUCUUCUAGUAUCAAUGGUGUUUAAACGAAGUCCAAAGCGUCUCAAAUACACAGCCGAUACUACUCGCUUCAACAAGGAUGGUAAUUUGGUUUACAUUGAAGCUGAUCCAUUUGGUUCUGAUUCAUGGAAAUUGGAACCAGUUGUUAAUCUUUUGAAACAAGGUGCUGUUGGAGUCAUCCCUACUGAUACACUGUCAGUGCUUGCUAUUUUUCUUUGCUUUAUAACUUCACAUGCAUGUAUGAUUAUCAUAACAAGGUCAUUGUAUUUUUUUUCUUUGUCUAUACAUAGAUAUGCGAUAGCAUGUGACCUAACAAACAACUCAGCCAUUGAACGACUUCGUAGAAUCAAGAAUAUAGACAGUUCAAAGCCGCUUAGCAUCUUAUGCCACUCAUUUCGCGAGAUAGAUAAGUACACGGCUGGGUUUCCAAGCGGCGAUGGUCAAGGCCAUGCAAAUUUAUUCAAAGCUGUUAAGCAUUGCUUACCUGGUCCUUACACUUUUAUCUUAAUGGCUAGCAAAGAAUUUCCGAAACAGUGCAUAAGGUUUGGGACUACCACUGCCAAAUAUGCAGCAAGGAAAAAUGUGGGUGUCCGUAUGCCAGACGAUGCAAUUUGUCAAGCAAUACUAAAGGAGAUGAGUACACCAUUAAUAUGCACAAGCAUCAAAUUCCUCAAGGAAGACGAGUGGCUGAUUGAUCCAGUUAUGAUAGCUGAUACAUAUGGACCGGAGGGUCUUGAUUUUGUUGUUGAUGGUGGUGUAAGAGUGGCUCAGUCCUCCACUGUGGUUGACAUGACCAAAUUGCCUCCCAAAGUCCUACGGCAAGGAAAGGGUCCUAUUUCAGACUGGAUGGUAUUGGAAGAUGAUCAGAAAACUGAUGAACAGGAUCUCAUCCCUGCUGCCAUUUGAAUAUUAAUCAUCCAUUUUGAUUGAAGAUUUACCAUCCAAAAGCAGUCAAUGACAUUAAAGGACACAAGGUGGAAAAUUUUGUGUAAAUAAAAAAAUAUACUUUUGUAAAUGUUGACAUAGUUGACCAUAUACUUCACAGGGCUGUAUGGAUUCUUUUUGCAAUUAAUUAAAAUUUGUUGUUUCA
Messenger RNA from Trifolium pratense (red clover), 1281 nucleotides. RefSeq lists its product as uncharacterized. Lineage: Eukaryota; Viridiplantae; Streptophyta; Magnoliopsida; Fabales; Fabaceae. The record is from RefSeq and is a predicted model, not a curated record. Bases 105 to 1097 code for a protein of 330 amino acids. Gene Ontology annotation, molecular function: double-stranded RNA binding. The transcript has 9 exons.